Messenger RNA from Ctenopharyngodon idella (grass carp), 2728 nucleotides. RefSeq names its product pyruvate kinase PKM. The transcript is spliced from 11 exons. Gene Ontology annotation, molecular function: magnesium ion binding; pyruvate kinase activity; potassium ion binding. The coding region runs from base 287 to 1885 and encodes 532 amino acids. Gene Ontology annotation, biological process: glycolytic process. The record is from RefSeq and is a predicted model, not a curated record. Gene Ontology annotation, cellular component: cytoplasm. Lineage: Eukaryota; Metazoa; Chordata; Actinopteri; Cypriniformes; Xenocyprididae.
UACAAAGAUUUAAGAGUUAUGUGGACUCGUUGUUUCAUUGAUGAAACUCCAACAAACGUUUAUACAGCGUUCUCGAGAAUGUUAUGCUCAGAUAUCGCCGAAAAAAUAGUUAAAGCGAGAUUUUUAUAGUUUGACGUCAUAAGUAUCCCUCCGCGCACGCAGGCUCGCGUGCCUUUGGCGGAAGUAGUCCCGGUAGGCUUGGCGUAUCACCUUGAGCUCGCGAUCAGGAGCGCAUCAGUCACGGCAGACGAUCAGCAAACGCAGGAUAUUACCCGGCUCUUCCACAAUGCCCCACACUAAAGUUCAAGAUAUGGGAUCUGCCUUCAUCCAGACGCAGCAGCUCAACGCUGCCAUGGCCGACACCUUCCUGGAGCACAUGUGUCUGCUGGACAUCGACUCUGAGCCCACCAUCGCCCGCAACACUGGGAUCAUCUGCACCAUCGGACCGGCUUCUCGCUCUGUGGACAUGCUGAAGGAGAUGAUCAAGUCUGGCAUGAACGUUGCUCGCAUGAACUUCUCUCACGGCUCACACGAGUAUCAUGGAGAGACGAUUAAAAAUGUACGUGAAGCUUGUGCCAGCUUCCAGCCGGGCAGCAUCCACUACAGGCCAGUGGGCAUCGCCCUGGAUACCAAGGGGCCAGAAAUCCGAACCGGGCUCAUUAAAGGGAGUGGCACGGCUGAGGUCGAGCUGAAGAAGGGAAAUAAAAUCAAAGUGACCUUAGAUGAUUCUUUCAUGGAGAGCUGUGAUGAGGAAACCCUCUGGCUGGACUACAAGAACAUCACCAAGGUGGUGGAAGUGGGCAGUAAAGUCUACAUUGAUGAUGGACUCAUUUCUCUCCAGGUCCGAGAGAUCGGCUCUGACUAUCUGGUGUGUGAAAUUGAGAACGGAGGAACUCUGGGUAGCAAGAAGGGUGUCAAUCUGCCAGGAGCCGCUGUUGACCUACCUGCCGUUUCGGAAAAAGACAUCCAAGACCUGCAGUUUGGUGUAGAGAUGGGAGUCGACAUGGUCUUUGCCUCCUUUAUUCGCAAGGCAGCUGAUGUGCAUGAAGUUAGAAAGGUGCUCGGAGAGAAGGGCAAGAACAUCAAGAUCAUCAGCAAGCUGGAGAACCACGAGGGUGUGCGCAAGUUUGAUGAAAUCAUGGAGGCCAGCGACGGCAUCAUGGUUGCUCGUGGUGACCUGGGUAUUGAAAUCCCCACUGAGAAGGUGUUCCUGGCCCAGAAGAUGAUGAUCGGUCGCUGCAACAAGGCAGGAAAGCCAAUCAUCUGUGCCACACAGAUGCUGGAGAGCAUGAUCAAGAAGCCUCGUCCUACACGUGCCGAGGGCAGCGACGUGGCCAACGCCGUUCUGGAUGGUGCUGACUGCAUCAUGUUGAGUGGAGAGACUGCAAAGGGAGACUAUCCUCUGGAGGCCGUGCGCACCCAGCACAUGAUCGCUCGCGAGGCAGAGGCAGCCAUGUUCCAUCGGCAGGUGUUUGAGGACCUGCGUCGCUGUUUGGGCCACUCCACCGACCCCGCCGAGGCCAUCGCCAUUGGCGCCGUGGAGGCCUCCUUUAAAAUCCUGGCCUCUGCGUUUAUAGUCCUCACUGGGUCUGGCAGGUCUGCUCAUCUGCUCUCCCGGUACCGCCCACGUGCCCCAAUCAUAGCCGUGACCCGUAACGAGCAGACGGCCCGGCAGGCUCAUCUGUACCGCGGCAUCUUCCCCGUAUUCUACAACAACCCCUCUAAUGACGUCUGGGCCGAGGAUGUGGACCUGCGUGUCAAUUUUGCCAUGGAAGUUGGUAAAGCUCGUGGAUUCUUCAAGACCGGUGAUGUCGUCAUCGUCCUGACCGGCUGGCGCCCAGGUUCCGGUUACACCAACACCAUGCGCGUCGUCCCGGUGCCAUAAGCGCCACAGGACCGUAACGCACUCCUCUACUGUUCAUACAUCACUCCCCUCCCUCACUCCCGCCCCUCCCCGACUCAAACAGGCUUACCAGACUGGUGACCUGAUGUCAUCACAGAAGCCUGGCUCCUCCCACACAGGCCAGUGGACCAUCAUCACUUAGACGUUCUCACUUUUUUUUCAUUUUCAGUCUCAAUGGCACACUUGCCAACCAUAAUCUUGUUCAUCCAUGGUUGUUACUCAUUAAAGCAGAGCUGUCUGUGCGCUUGUCUGUCUGCAUGUCUGGCACAGAGACGGGUCGUGAACGUGACCAUUGAACAAACAGCAGCUUACUGAAACUAACCUUCUCCUUUAACAGUUCCCGAGUGGCGAAGGGCUCACGCGUGACUCUAGUUUGUGUUGUUUUUAUUUGUAGUGUGCGCUUUAUUUGCACCGUGUCUGUGUUCACACUCCUUAUGAUGUUACAUUCUGUGUUGCACUAGACCAUGAGACCAUUUUGUUUGGGAUGAGGCAACCAAUGUGCUACAGUAAAUAUAUUUUUUUGAAAUGUUGACGUUGGGAUGUCCAGCUCAUUUCAUUUGUGUCUGAGUAGGAGAACGAUGAUGAGCGAGAGAUGAAUAUUGAUUGAGCAGCAAUGGUCACAUUCCCAGCCAUCUCUCCUGUUCAUUUCCUUUCUCUCUGCUGCUCGUGUGUGUGUUUGAGUGAGAGUGUGUGUGUUUAGAUCUACCCGCUUUGUGUCGCUAGGGUGCAAGAUGUACUUAUAACUGUAAGAGAAAACUAUAGUAUCAUCUGAAGUGUUGUAUUAUUCAAGACUGAAUUAAUAAAGGAGAUGAGCAUCUGUCCAGA